AUGGGAAAGAAGAGAAAUAUGGCAAAGUUGUUGUGGCUGCUGAUGUUCUUUUCUGAUAUUGUGCCAUUCAGCUGUGAGAAAUCAAUGAGAGAAAGAACCAUUGAGCUGAUGCAAGAUACACGUUUGAUUGAUGGCCACAAUGACUUUGUAUUGCAGCUGAGAAUACUUUACCAAAAUAAAAUCAGUGGAGUCAGCUUGAGAGACCUCAACAGGACCCACACAAACCUUGCAAAACUUCAGGCUGGUUAUGUGGGAGCUCAGUUUUGGUCAGUGUAUGUUCUUUGCAGCGCUCAGAACAAGGAUGCUGUGCGCCUGACCUUAGAGCAGAUUGAUGUUGUCAAGAGGAUGUGCAACAGCUACGAAGAGCUGGAGCUUGUGGUGACUUCCCAAGGUAUCUCUGACAGUAGAAAGAUUGCAUGUUUGAUUGGAAUAGAAGGUGGCCACUCCAUUGACAGCAGCCUGGCAGCACUGAGGAUGUACUAUGACUUGGGGGUUCGUUACAUGACUCUAACACACACCUGCAACACUCCCUGGUCUGAAUCAUCAUCUAAAGGAGUACACAACUUUUAUCCUAGUGUUAUUGGUCUGACUGCAUUUGGCCAAGAAGUGGUAAAGGAGAUGAAUCGCCUGGGUAUGCUGAUAGAUUUAUCUCACACCUCAUACUCCACUGUAAAGGCUGCACUCAACAUCUCAAAAGCACCAGUAAUUUUCAGCCACUCUGCAGCAUUUUCUGUUUGUAACCACUCAAGAAAUGUUCCUGAUGAUAUCCUCCAGGAACUGAAAAAGAACAAGGGAAUUAUCAUGGUGUCUUUCAAUGCAGAUGUACUGGCCUGUGGCAGAAAAGUUGUUAAUAUUUCUACCCUUGCAGAUCAUUUUGACCAUAUAAAGGAAGUUGCAGGCUCAGAAUCAAUAGGAAUUGGUGGUGACUAUGAUGGAGUGGAACGCUUUCCCGAAGGAUUGGAAGAUGUCUCCAAAUACCCUUCUCUGAUAGAGGAACUUCUUAGAAGAGGAUGGAAUGAAACUGAACUGAAAGGAGUCUUGAGGGAGAACUUUCUCCGUGUCUUCAGGGAAGUAGAAAAUGUGCGGAAGACUUUUGCAGUAAUGGGCGUAGGUGAAAGUGAAAUUCUGCAAGAAACAAAACAUUCCUGUCGCCUAGACCUACAUAAGCCUCAGCCUCAGCCAUCCAGGUCCUUUGGAUUUCCUUCUGUGGCACAGCCUUUCAUCCUGACACUUGUAUCAUGUUCAAUGCUGUAUUAUGUAUCAUAAGAUUAUGGAGUCUAGAGAGAUUUUUUGAAUACUCUGCAAUGCAGCUACUUAUCUUUCUGUAAUUUGUUAGCAGAAGACUAUAAUAAAUUUUAAACAUGAUUUC
Messenger RNA from Melozone crissalis (California towhee), 1369 nucleotides. RefSeq names its product dipeptidase 2-like. NCBI's taxonomy places the organism in Eukaryota, Metazoa, Chordata, Aves, Passeriformes, Passerellidae. Bases 1 to 1266 code for a protein of 421 amino acids. Gene Ontology annotation, biological process: proteolysis. The transcript has 10 exons. The record is from RefSeq and is a predicted model, not a curated record. Gene Ontology annotation, molecular function: metallodipeptidase activity.